This is a messenger RNA of Brassica oleracea var. oleracea, 1520 nucleotides long. RefSeq names its product INO80 complex subunit B. Gene Ontology annotation, biological process: chromatin remodeling. NCBI's taxonomy places the organism in Eukaryota, Viridiplantae, Streptophyta, Magnoliopsida, Brassicales, Brassicaceae. The transcript has 7 exons. Bases 258 to 1361 code for a protein of 367 amino acids. The record is from RefSeq and is a predicted model, not a curated record. Gene Ontology annotation, cellular component: Ino80 complex.
UAAAAAAAACAAAAACAAAAAAAGAAAGAAAGAGAAGAAGGGAGAUGAGAGAAAAAAUGGAGGAGAUAAAGAUUUGGGAGGCUAAACAUAACUUACACAUAUACCCUUCUUCACUUAAAGCCAAUCCACACACUUCAUCUCUUUCGAGACCCUUCUUCUCCCUCUUCUCCUCAACUCCAUCUAGGGUUUUUUUCCUCUCCUUCAUCUCGCCGCACGUAACUUAAUUCUUUCAAAGGCUGUCUUGAAAUUUGAAGAUAAUGGAGCGAGCCUCUGAAGGUUCUCCCUCUACUUUAGCUGGCUUUAUGGAGAGGAGAAAGAGAAGCCCUUUGAUUCGUCGACCACGCGAUGUAAAAGAAAGCUUUCGUAGUUUCACCUUUCCACCACCCUCACCACAGCCAAACAUUGCUACUAGCAAUGAAGAUAACCCAAGUUUAAACACAUUGAAACUGAGGCUUAAGCUUGGAGGUGGUGUUACUCGUACUAUCCAAGCCAACUCAGAGACAAGUACUUAUACCAAAGCCACGAAAACUAUGCGUCUAGGAGAGAUAAACGGACCUCGAGUGAAUCCCUCUGAGGCUUUGAGAGGAGCAUCGAUGUCUGAGAAGAGAAAACAAGGUCUUAAGAAACGUUUGUUGGAUCCAGAACAAGACAGUGAUGAGGAGAUUAGAUACCUGGCAAAGCUGAAGUCUAAAAGGGUCACAAGGGACCACGUCAAUGUGGAAGACAAGCAUGAUGUCACUGAAAGGGAUAAGCUCAGUAUGGAAGGAUCAACUAGUCGACACAUUCCUACUACACGUACUCGAGCUCUCCAGUCUGUAAAAGAUCCGUAUUCUACCACCGGGUCGGGUCCUCUUGAGUUUCCUGAUGGCUUACCUUGCCCCUCUUCUAAAAGACAAAAGCAGAAGCUUUCUGAGGUAGAGCAACAAUCCAAGAAGGCUGAAGCUGCGCAGAGACGGCGAAUACAGUCUGAGAAGGCUGCCCAAGAAGCUGAGGCUGAAGCUAUCAGGAAAAUACUGGGGCAAGACUCAGGGAGAAAGAAGAAAGAGGAGAAGAUUAAAAAACAACAGGAAGAACGAGCUCAGGAGAGAGCUACAAGAUCAAGCACACUCCCAUCAGACACUAUCAGAUUGGUGAUUGGUCCGAGUGGAACAACUCUAACGUUUUCUGAAGACAUUGGCCUUCCAGAGAUCUUCAAGCCGAUUACUCACAGAUAUCCUCCUCCGCGUGAGAAAUGUGUGGGGCCAAACUGCGAGAAAGCAUACAAGUACAGGGACUCAAAGUCGAAGCUACCACUAUGCAGUCUCACUUGUUACAAGGCUAUUCAAGAGAAGAUGCAACAACAACCUUUGAUUCAUUGCUAAUUGCUUAACAGGUUUUUUUUGUCAGUGUAUUAUUUUAACGUUCGCCUACUUUGUUCAGUAAAAACAUGAAGUUUAGAUAUAUCUAUGCUGAUAACAGUUGAAAUGACUAAAUUUUAUUGUAAUCUUGAUUUUUGUUUCUUUUGUAAUUGUAUAACUGAU